UAAGAAAACAAAACUUUCGAGCGCUUUAGUGGUAGCAUUUCUAGUUACACUUUUUUAUGGCCACAUUGGUUUUUGGUAUUAUUUUUUUUAACAAUUAUCACUAAUUUUUUUAGUGGUUUCCUUUGUAUUAAUUCGAACUGUAUUAGCAAAUAUUAUUACAAUAAAUUGUAGCUAAUAUAUUAUUUCAAAUACAGGUAUGGGUGGGAGGCUGAGGCCGCGGCGGUUGUGGACGAUGUGAAGAAGAAUCCGGCUGCAGCAACUGAAGGAAUCGUGAUCCGAAGACGGUUACAACUCAUGAUGUAUAACAACAUGUUCAGAAUCAUGUUCGACAGACGAUUCGAAAGUGAAGAUGAUCCCUUGUUCUUGGAACUCAAGGCGUUGAACGGUGAGAGGAGUCGAUUGGCGCAGAGCUUUGAGUACAACUAUGGCGAUUUCAUCCCUAUCUUGCGGCCGUUUUUGAGAAAUUAUUUGAAGUUGUGUAAGGAAGUUAAAGACAAGAGGAUUCAGCUCUUCAAGGAUUACUUCGUUGACGAAAGGAAGAAGAUUGGAAGCACUAAGAAAAUGGACAACAAUCAGUUGAAAUGUGCCAUUGAUCACAUUCUUGAAGCUAAAGAGAAGGGUGAGAUCAAUGAAGACAAUGUUCUUUACAUUGUUGAAAACAUCAAUGUUGCAGGUAUGCCCUAUUUAUUUAAACUAAUUAUAUAUUUCUUUAAUAACAUAGUUAUAACAUACACCUAUGUUAAAUAAAAAAAAAUUAAGCAAGACCUUUUUAAUAAAUAAAGUAACAAAGUUUUGAAAAUUUAAGGUGUUUUAAUACUUUCAUAUGUUAAAUUAAAAAAAAAAAAAAAC
Helianthus annuus (common sunflower) is the source of this 849-nucleotide messenger RNA. RefSeq names its product trans-cinnamate 4-monooxygenase-like. Gene Ontology annotation, biological process: lignin metabolic process. The transcript has 2 exons. NCBI's taxonomy places the organism in Eukaryota, Viridiplantae, Streptophyta, Magnoliopsida, Asterales, Asteraceae. The record is from RefSeq and is a predicted model, not a curated record. Gene Ontology annotation, molecular function: iron ion binding; heme binding; trans-cinnamate 4-monooxygenase activity. The coding region runs from base 295 to 747 and encodes 150 amino acids.